CAAGAAAGUGAGCGCGCGACACGCGUUUUUUUUUUUAAAUAUCUCCCGCCAAAAAAACCCGAUUUGACGUUGACGUCCCGAGUUGCGUCCAAAAAUAAAAAUAAGUUUAUUUUUUAUUUUUAUUUUGAGUUUCAUGUCGGUGCGUUGAACUUAUUGAGUGCAGCGUCCUCUGGUUUCAUAAGUGAUUAUGUUACGCGUAGUGAAAGUGCAGUGACGUAAACAUUACAUUAGAUCAGACAUUAUGGCGUGUACUAUUGGGUUAGGGAAGUGCAACACUUUUGAUAUCGUUAUCGGUAUUUUAUUUCUAACAUCACAAGCAAGAUGCCAGUAUCAAGCUGUCCACCAGGGUAGUAUCCUUCAUGCAAUCUCCGGGACCACCGAUGAGUUCAUAUCUUCAAUCGGGCCAUCCACCUUGGCAUCAGUUUUCUUCACCAAGGAAAAGAUCACCUGAUAUCCAAGCUUAUUACAAUGGGCCAUACAGUCAACCACAUUCAUAUAACCAAAACCCGUUUCAAAUGCAAGGACCACAAAACUUACAAGAUUUUCCCCAAACAUACAAUAGCCGAUCAUCAUCAGCUGAUCUAAUUCACUCGGAGACAAGAGGUAACUUCAACGAUGGCAGACUCUUAUCCGAAUCAGCAUUCACCAGAAUAUCUGAAACUCUUGGAGCAAUCAAUACAGUAGGACAUUACCUCAUAGAUAUGGUGAAUGAAAAUGAAAGAAAUGAAACCGACCCUAACUUAAAACAACUCCCACAGGCUCUUUAUACAAUCAGUAAAAACGUUCUUGGGAGAAAUGUUACUGAUAAAAUCGCCCCAAUAGUGAAAAAAGCGUUACCCAAAGUUUUACCAGAUGCACCAAUAACAAGAAUAGCAACAGCAGACGUUAAACCUAAUGAUACCAAAGGGUGUACAACUCCAGAAGGAGAACAGGGUGUGUGCGAAGAUUUAAGUAACUGUCCACAAUUACUUUUAAAUCUUGUAAGUCUUCGUGAAUCGUUAUGUUUUAAAGAUCUAUUUGUUCCUGGCGUGUGUUGUCCGAAAGAUGCUGUUGUUCCUUCAACACAGGCAAUAGAGAAACCAGUAGUAAGCACAACAAGUAAACCUACAUAUUUAGUACCAGUGACAACUCAACGACCGACGCAAAAGCCUACAACUACUAAGAAACCAUCGGCCAUACUUGUUUUGACGACUAAGAAACCAAGACCACAAACAACCAGUACUGCUAGACCAAUAACAACAUUUUCAACUGCAACUACACGAGCUCCAUCAACAACCAGCUAUUACAGUGUCACUUCUCCAAUCAUCGCCAAUUAUUCGAACAUUGUGGAUAUUAACGAUUGUGGUCAGAGGGAAGACGAAGGUGGACGUAUUGUCGGCGGCACGGAAGCCAAGCCGGGUGCUUGGCCGUGGAUGGCUGCCAUAUACCUGCAUGGAAAUAAGCGUCGUGAAUUCUGGUGCGGUGGCACCCUGGUCGGACCAAAACAUGUGCUGACCGCUGCGCAUUGUACAAGAGAUUCCAAACAGAGACCUUUCCCAGCGCGCCAGUUCAGUGUACGUCUGGGUGACGUGGACUUAUCGCGUGACGAUGAACCUUCCCGGCCAGUGACGCUGCGCGUGACGGCGGUGCGCGCCCACGAACAAUUCUCAAGAGUCGGCUACUACAAUGACAUCGCUGUGCUUGUGCUAGGUGAAAACGUUCAAAAAUCGAAGUACGUGAUACCCAUCUGCCUGCCACGCGGUGAUCUCGCCCGUGAACAGUUUGCGCGCUCAGUGGCCACGGUAGUCGGCUGGGGUACUACACGCUACGGCGGCGCAGAGAGCUCGCGCCAGCUGGAAGCGCGUCUGCCUGUCUGGAAAAACGAAGAUUGCGACCGAGCUUACUUCCAGCCCAUCACGGACACCUUCCUGUGCGCCGGCUACCCCCGAGGCGGAGUUGACGCGUGUCAGGGUGAUUCUGGAGGUCCACUCAUGCUUCAAGCUAACGGCCGUUGGACCCAAAUCGGUGUGGUGUCCUUCGGUAACAAGUGUGGAGAGCCUGGCUACCCCGGCGUCUACACCAGAGUCACGCACUACUUGAACUGGCUACAACAGAACCUAACAUAACUGGCUAGCGACAUCAAAUUUUGUAUCGAUAUAAUCCGCAAAAUACUUUAUUCCAAAAAUAUCAAGACUUAUUACUCUCUAUCUAGUCUGCUCAAUUGGGAUGAAGAU
Molecule: messenger RNA, 2213 nt
Organism: Vanessa tameamea
Lineage: Eukaryota; Metazoa; Arthropoda; Insecta; Lepidoptera; Nymphalidae
Product: proclotting enzyme-like
Exons: 7
Coding region: 360-2105 (581 amino acids)
Biological process (GO): proteolysis
Molecular function (GO): serine-type endopeptidase activity
Source: RefSeq, a predicted model, not a curated record